CACACACACACCGUCAUACACACACAGAGCACAGAAGACGGAAGAAGCUGAGUCAGAAACGUCCACACUUUCACACACACACACUUGCAUGUGUAUAUGGAUAUGUGGCAUUCCUAGACACCAUCUCUAUCUCUCCCUCUCUCCUUUAGUUUACCGUUGGUUGUGCUCUCUCCCUCCCUCUUUCCCUCUUCCCUUCUCCUUCUCUAGUUUUCCUUCUGCUCUGCCUGUCGCUGGCAGUUGUCUGAGAGAGUGUGUGUUGAAGAAAACAGAAGAGAAGAGGUGCAGGACGGGUCAGGAUGCUGUGGACUCUGCAGAUGUAUGCGUCUACAGGUUUCCCUCAGGGCUGACUGAAGACAAGACAAAAACACUCGAGGCACCAGGAUCCUAACACACAGCUGUCUGUUUUUUUCUCCUUUGGUUCUCAAUCGGUCCAUCAGUUGUUCAUCUUUGUCCUCCUUUUUGGUGCUUUUCCACGUGUUAUUUUGGAAGCCACCCAGAAGAGAAAAUGAGGUCCAGGUUGCCUCAAGCCGCUUUGCAGCCCUUUUUUCUAGGACUGUUGCUGUCACUGGUGGACGCCAAAGGAACCUUCUAUGGAACAGGCCAUGGGAACCCGCUCUAUGGAGGAGGCCAUGGCAACAGAUACAACCUGUACAAGUCUGGAGCCAACUCACACUACAGCCCGGGCAAACCCUUGGGCCGUCACAAAAACCACUGUGCGUAUGUGGUCCAGAAGAACAUCACGUGUACGAUUGAGGACGGCAUGGCCACCUACGUGAAGGCAGAGUACACCACCAAGUGCAUCUGGGGUCAGAAGUGUCCUGUCGUCAUGUACCGGACCUUCUACAAGCCCAAGUAUAAGGUGGGCUAUAAGAGAAUUACUGCGCUGGAGUGGAGGUGUUGUCCUGGCUACUCUGGGGAGAACUGCUACGAUGGACCCACCACUCUGCCCCCUUUCAAAGGGGGUGCCCCACACCGACCAGGGAUCAAGGGGUACCCCCAUGGGCACCCCCAACCUCCCCUGAUCCAAAAACCUGUCCCUGGUGGGGCUAAUCUGGAGCCAGGGAGCCCCUUCCCAAAUCAGCCUAAUAGCAGACCCAUCCCCACUGGACAACUGCCCACCGGGAACGGCAAAUCCAACUAUGUUGGUGGAGACCGUCUCGAUCGUAUGGAGGAGGACCUGCUUCGUCUGACCCAGGAUCUGGACAUUCUGAACGGGGUGAUGGCCAGCCUAGAAGACCGCCUGCACCUCUCUCUCCGGGAGGACACAAAAAAUAUGCUGGGCUCCUUGCUCUCCACCGUGCCCCGUCUUUCAGACACAUCUGUUGGCUUUGGGGUGAUCCCAGACGGGACCCCAGAUGGCCUGGAGGGGGGAGAGGGACUGGCUGGGAGGGUGACAGAGGUAAAGGAUGAGCUCAAAGCCAAAGGACAUGUGCUUGAGGAGAUACAGGGCAUGGUUCUGGGCCAUGAAGGGCAGCUGAAAAAGUUGUUGGAAGCUGUGACUGGCAGGCCCAUCACUGGGUCAGUCUCUCCCUCCACCCUGGAGGAGCUGCUGGAUGCUAAACUAGCAGGUGUCCGCGCUGACAUCCUGGACGGCUUUGAGAGGCGUCUGUCUGGCCUGGAGAACCACUGUGAGGAGAGGAUAGGAGAGGUCCAGAGACAGUGCCAUAAUGAACACAUGAACGGCCAGGAGCACAUACAGCAGUCUCUGGACGGCAGAGAAACUGGACUGAGAGAGGAGCUGGGUACCCUGCAGGCCCAGAUACAGGGACUGACCCUCACUGAGAGCUGCUGUGGACAGCAGGUGAACAGCCUGUCGCAGAGGAUGUUGAUGCUGGAGGAGUCAGUGAAGGGCUUAAAAGAGUCCCAGCUGGAGCUUCAGGCUUCUCUCACUGACCAGACCAUCCACUUUGAGACCCUGAUAGAGGCCCGUCUGGAAGACAUGGAUGCCAGGCUCAAUGUCACCGAGUCUGGGGACGUAGGGGUUGGCAAGGUGCCUGGGGGUCUGGAUGGCUUCAAGACCCUGCUGAAGGACAAUCUGAAGUCCCUGGAGGAGAGGGUGUUUGUGGCUUUGGAGGAGCUGAGUAACACCACCGCCCCAGCUCUGCUGAAGGGUCAGGUGAUGCCCGCCCUGGAGACAGAGAUUGAGUCGGUCAGGAGGAGGGUGGAAGGAGACCUGGACUGCAUCCAGAGGAAACUCACAGACCUGGAGCUCCUCUGCACCUCCUCCUGCUCCCACGCCACUCCCCCUGGAGGAGGCGCACGGACAGGCCUAGUGGAGGAGUGUGAGACGGUGGAGAAGAAGGUGUCAGGCCGUCUGGACUCCCAUGCUGACCAGCUGGACCGUCUCAAUACCACCCUGCAGACCCUACUGAGCCGCAUUGCCCAGGAGGACGAGGAAGGCUCUGUCCAGGGAGAGAUCACCCUCCUCAAGAUCAAAGUCAACUCAGUCAACCGCACCCUGAAGGGCCUGAGGGACUCUGUUAGCCUGUUCAGUAAGGAAGUGGGCCAUGCUAAUGCCACAUGGACACACAGGGAGAAUCAGCUAGCCACCCAGGUCCAGGGUAUCACCCAGCUGGUGGGACACCAGGCCUACCUCCUGGGGGCCGGGGAGCACCGACUAGCCCAGCUGAAGGGGGAGCUGGUGAGCAUGAGGAGGAGACUGGCUGGGGAGCUGCAGGGCUGCCGGAGUACGGCCCUGGGGGUGCAGAGGGAGGUGGAGGAGGUGGAUAGUCGAGUGGCCCAGGUGGAGGGACAGUGUGGUAGCCUGGGGGAGCUGGCGGACAACCUGGAGAGGAUCAGGACAGAGCUGGAGAGACACUCAGACUUGCACCUGUCACAGGUCAAAGGAAUGAUGGCCAGUCACUCCACACAGCUGGCCAAACUGAAGGGAGAAAUGAAAGACUGUGCCGGAAAGGACUCAGCCAAUCAGAGGGGAGACCAGUAACACUUGUGCUACGGAGAAAGACGUAUGUCCUCUCAUCUUCUGCUCUCCUUCAUCUGCUCAAAUGGGAAACUUGAGGACAGAUUUAUUCCUGCAUUUUCAGAUCAGUGAAGGAGAGGAGAUGAGUAGAAUAGGCCAUUUGAAGCUAUUGAAAUGCACCCUUGGUUGUAUAGUUGGGCAAUAUUUUCCCUCAAGUUUUUCUUCAAAAGGGGCAUUUAGUUUUUUUCUUAUAGUUUUGUUUUCACAUUUUAUAUUGAUAUUAACUGACUUUUUAACUUAUUUGAAGAAAAGAUGACUUCAUUGUUAUACUGUAUUAGACAUAUUUGUGAAAAAUGAACAACAAAAACAAAGCAAAUGAUAUCCCACUGGGCACAGACGUCAAUUCAAUGUCUAUUCCACAUUUGUUCAACGUAAUUUGAUUGAAAUGAACUGGAAACAACGUUGAUUCAACCAGUGGGUUGGGACUAUGGGUUUCUACCCUGCAAGCACACUCACCUCUCUGUGUGGACUGUCCUUUAAAAAUACUGUAUGUCAAUAUGAAAGGUGCUAUACAUUUGGUUAACAUUCAUUUGAGUAUUUCUCCUUAAAGGUCCCGAACAUCAUCAAAAUGAUUGUUGCUUCUACAUUGAUAAAGUUGGAUCAUAAAGUCACUGGUCCCCUCCCCCAUGUCAAACGCUUGGAUUCAGGAGGCAGGCCAGAUACUCCUUCCUCUAUCUCUGGACAGGCAUAACCAAGGCUUUAUGAAACGUCACAUGAAGCAGGAAGUGUAAAGCCCCAACGGUAGCGUCUUAUCAUAUCAACAUAUUAUGUUCUGCCUUAAAACCGACAUCACGUGCGCCUACGCCUUGAUUUGGUCUUGUCAACAAACCAUAAGCCAGUAUCUCGCUCAAACAGAACGUAUGAAGACAUCAGAUAGCCGUGGCUGCAUUUCAUUUCGGGUGGGCAGGCGGCAGCUUUACCAAUUGGGGAGAACAUUCGAUGAGUCGUGCCAAGAAGCUCGUCCUGAAAACGGAUGCCAUCAUAGACAGUGGAUCUUGGAAGCGCUGACCGUAAUGUCUAAGUCACUCUCUGGUUCAAGGCAAAGGAAGAGAACCAGUGGCUACAGGCCUCAAGAGCUGGGGUGGGGUUUACCCAGAUCUGACACCAGGGGGCUUCAAACCCAUUCCUUCAGAGAUAUAGGUCUAAUUUCUUGAUCCUUGGCUCUACGAUGGAGUAGACAGUGAGAUGGGGAGUAUAAACCAAUUUGAAAGAAUAGUUUCAAUAGAAUGUUUUGAUAUUCUCUGUGAAAUAUGUUUAGAUAUGUGUGUUAAGAAUAAUUGGUAAAAGUAAUCAUUUAUCAUGUCGUUAAUGAACUGAACUAAACUGUUGUUCUGAUCUGUUCUUUCGAGGUUAUCAUAAAAAGUGACAUCAGACGGUAUCUUAAUGCAUGGAAGAGAUCAUUUGGACCGAAUGGUGUGUGUACCUCAAAACCCCCUGUACCUGGCUGAAGAAGAGAGACAAAGGCAUUGAAGGAGGCUUUCCAAACCACUUCUACCGAGAGAAAAGAACCAAGACAGAAAUUGGUGUACAGUAUCAGAUCUAAGCUAUCAACUGCUUUUCUUUCAUGGUUCUGUCAUACUGUGGUGAGUCCACUUGGAGUGAUCAUGGAGAAAGAUCUGUUCUAACAUUUUCUUAUGAUGCUGGUAUAUUGGUUGACGAAUGGACAAGACAUGAGUGGUAAAGAUGAGACAUUGAAAUUGGGACAUUAUCAUGGGCCGUCCAUUUUGAACUGUAUAGCUAUCUGAAGAAAAACGAAGAUGCCAGAAGAUGCUGUGCCUGUGUAAGGGGGGUUUAAUCAAACUGUGCCAUUAAAAUUGUUUAUACUUUUGUGGUAUCAGAUUGAUUGAAGAGGUCUACACCAUGUAAAUUGUAGUAAUUUAGAUUAAGAAUGCAUUGAGAUACUGAUCUGUAUUAAUAUCAUGAUUAAAAAAGUUAAUAGUAGAAUUAUGGGAUGAUUAUACUGUAUGUAAAUCUGCUAAUAUUGAUGUGUGUUAAAUGACCCAUUUGAAUCACUGAGGAAUGUUGGAUAAAUAGUUGGGUUGUUACUUAUGAUUUGGAAUAUGAAUGAUUUCACUGCCCUAUUCUCUAUUCCUGAGUAUAUUUCUGAGCAUGAGGACUUAGAGGGAUGUCUGUCCUAUAUGUUGUGAGGAGGCCUGUGUUUAGACACUGUUUCUCAUGUAACGUAAAGAGCAUAAAUAUGUUAAGUUUUUAUUCUCCUCAAAUGGAUUAUUCUAUAUGUUUAAACAGGUGCAAGUCUGUAUUAUGGUAUAAACAUUGUAAACUCAGUUUCUGACAGGCGAAUACUUACAUUGAAGGGAUUUGAUUCUUUAUUAUCUUUAAAAUUUGAUUAUGGAUUUUUUAAUUGUAUUAUAUACUCUACUGUUAGUAAGGUGCCAUGUUACUAUUCUGAUUCUUCAGAAGUGACUGAGUCCCUUGAGAGGGGAAUGUUGUGGAAUUAUCAGAAUUAGUUGAGUAACAUAGUUAAGAUGUGUUAUUUUCAUGAUAUGCUUAUGAGUUAUUUCUCAUAAGAAUGUAUUUUGUUGUACUAUAGUGGUGGCCAUUGGCCAUUGUGUGUGUGUGGUUUGCUCCCAUGAUUUGGUAAAUAGAGGAAAUUUCCACGGCAGACACCAAGGAACUUAAG
Messenger RNA from Oncorhynchus gorbuscha (pink salmon), 5621 nucleotides. Its product is annotated as EMILIN-3-like. NCBI's taxonomy places the organism in Eukaryota, Metazoa, Chordata, Actinopteri, Salmoniformes, Salmonidae. Gene Ontology annotation, molecular function: protein binding. The transcript is spliced from 8 exons. The coding region runs from base 506 to 2944 and encodes 812 amino acids. Gene Ontology annotation, cellular component: extracellular matrix. The record is from RefSeq and is a predicted model, not a curated record.